AUGGUAUUUGGCAUUAGAGAGGUGUAUUUCAAAGUCGGGGACCGAGUGCUUAUCACUACGAAGAAUUGGCAGAUCGGAAGGCCAAGUCGGAAGGUUACAGACCUAUCAAACGGACCUUACGAGAUCAUUGAGCAAGUCGGACAUGCCUAUCGCCUUAACCUCCCUGAAAACCUGAAAGUGCACCCGGUAUUUAACCCAAGCAAGCUACGGCUAGCUACUAAGACAGCGCCGUUAACUGGCCAAACUGAGGACCCACCGUUAGGGGAGGUCAUUAAGGAUUCGCAGGAAUGGGAAGUGGAGGAGAUCCUAGCUUCACGGCUACACUACAGGAAACUUCAAUAUCGGAUCAAGUGGGUUGGAUACGAUGAGGACUCGGCAUGGUAUCCUGCCAGCAAUUCCAAGAAUGCUCCGCAAAAGCUGAUUGAGUUCCAUGACGCUUACCCUGACCGACCUGGACCACCAAUGCGCCUCUCUGAGUGGACGAAAGCCGCGUUAGAAGACGAAUAUCUGGAAGAUCACGAAAAUGAUAACAAAGCGGCUACCGUCUAG
Messenger RNA from Penicillium nucicola, 549 nucleotides. Its product is annotated as chromo domain-containing protein. The record is from RefSeq and is a predicted model, not a curated record. Lineage: Eukaryota; Fungi; Ascomycota; Eurotiomycetes; Eurotiales; Aspergillaceae. Bases 1 to 549 code for a protein of 182 amino acids. The transcript is spliced from 2 exons.